GAUCACACUCCACUGUGUAUAUCAUCAUAGAGAACUUGAGGAAAUGAAGCUAUUUACUUGUUGACCCAAUGUUACGAUAGGCAGAGCCGAGUUUAAACAGAAAUAAACAAUCACGAAAACUCAGUGAAGACCUUAAUAUUAUUGGGACUGGGAGCACUGAACGUAAAUGGCAGCUAACAGUUGAGAAAUCCGGCUGCACUGGCACUCCGCCGCGCACUGUGCUGAUACAAAACGAACACACACUGUUUCAGGAAGUCAGAUUUUGUUGUAUUGACAUCGAGGAACUCGUGCAGUGGGACUCAAACUUACUAAACGGCAUUUGUCGUUUUCAAAACAUCGUUUUGUUUUUAAUUGUUAUAGGUGCUCGUUAGCUGACAUAAUACUGAGAUGCCACCCAAAAAGCGUAACUCUGGGGCAGCACAGAGCAAGGAACUGAAGCCCAGUGCUGAAAGUGCCUCUCCAGACAAGAAAGAGAGUCCCGAGUUUUCUGUUAAAAAACACAGAGACAAGGAUGCUGAGUUUGUGACCCUUUGCAAGAGCCUUCGUGUGACAGACCUGGUGUGUGACCGUGCCUGGACGCUGUGGAAAAGUGUUCAGGAGUCCAUGGAUGAAGUCAUUGGCAGUCAGCAGCUCCCUCUGUGGGGGGCCUGUCUGUUCGUGACUGUGACAGACAUGGAUGCCGCCUGUUUCACUUUAACUCAGGUUCUGAAAGCAGUCAGUCUGAAUGUUAAGCUUUUUGUGGCUCUCGUGAGGAAGCUGGAUGUGAACUUGGAUACAAUAAGCACUCAGGUGAAUUCAGCACUGACACGUCUGGAGAAGAAGUAUGAUGUGACGCUGGCUCUCUUCCAGAGGUUUGAGAAAACAUGCAAGAAAAUCUUUGCUUCGGUUUCUGAUGGCAAGGUGAGGGAGACCAUGCAGAGCUGCUGGACAAUGUUUCUUUUGGCUAAAGGAAGGACCUUGCAGAUGGAGGAUGACCUGGUUAUAUCAUUCCAGCUGCUGCUUUGUGCGCUGGAGUUUUUCAUCAAGCGCUGCCCUUCUGAGAUUCUGCAGCCUCCUUACACCAUCAACAAAGUCCACAGCCCUCCAACACGACCAUCCCGUCGUAACCAGAGCAAAGCCAAAUCUCGACCUCCGGAGCCAGAGGUGGAUAUGCAGCUGCUUGAAACCUUGAGCAAAGAGAAUGACUGUAAUGCAGAAGAGGUGAAGAAUGUAUACCAGACCAGUUUCUCAGCCUUCCUGGACUCAUUGGAUCUUUCAAGAUCCCCAUAUUUCCCUCAGGUGAAUGUUCUCAACCAACAAUAUGAAGAGCACUACCUCAAGACUAGAGACAUCGAUGGACGGUUGUUUUUUGAUGGAGAUGAGAGUGUUCUUGCACCUAAAUUUGAGAUAGCACAGGUGGAGAGAACGCCAAAGAAGAACCUGGCAGAUGACGAUGCUGUACUUAUCCCUCCCCAGACUCCAGUCAGAGCUGCCAUGACCUCCAUUCAGCAGUUGAGAGGUGAUCUCAUCUCCAGUGGGGAUCAGCCAUCCACUAACUUGGCUACCUAUUUCAAAAAUUGCACUGUGGACCCAACGCAGGAUGUGCUGAAGCGACUGGAGACACUGGGACAGGCGUUCAGCCAAAGAUUUGGUCAGACAGUCGGCCCAAACUGCGUAGUACUUGGAAAGCAGAGAUUUACUCUUGGUGUCAAACUGUAUUACAAAGUCAUGGAGGCAAUGCUGAAAUCGGAAGAGAAACGACUGUCGGUGCAGAAUUUCAGUAAACUCCUCAAUGACCCCACAUUCCAUACGUCACUGUUGGCCUGUGCGUUGGAGGUGGUCAUGGCAACAUACGGAGAGAGCAGUUUUAAGACUGCAGGAUACAACUGUGGUGGUGAACCAUCCGAAACAGACAUGCGUUUCCCCUGGAUACUGGAUGUCUUCAACCUCACUGCAUUUAACUUCUACAAAGUCAUUGAGAGCUUCAUUAAGGCGGACUCUCUGAGCAAAGAUAUCAUCAAACAUCUGGAGACCUGCGAGAACCUCAUCAUGGAAAGGAUAGCAUGGAGGACGGGCUCCUUGCUGUUUGAACUGCUAAGACAAGAGCAUGAGGGUGGAGCAGCAGAGCAGGUGGAGACUCCAGCUAGUUUCAGCCAACCACUGCAGCACAACCACACUGCAGCUGACCUAUAUCUGUCUCCCCUGCGUCCGGGGCUUCGUGUUUUGCCUCCUGAUUCGCCGGGCACACCCAGUUCUCAGGCUUCGUCUCAGGCCCCGACCCAGCCCGGUCCGACUCUGCAUCUCCCAAAGUCCAACUCCCUCAGUCUCUUUUAUAAAAAAUUGUACCGCCUUGCCUACACAAGGCUGAAAAUGCUCUGCUCCUUCCUGCUGUCCACCCACCCUGAACUGGAGCCCAUCAUAUGGACUCUGUUCCAGUACACCCUGCAGCACGAGUACGAGUUGAUGAGAGACCGUCACCUCGACCAGUUGAUGAUGUCAGCCAUGUACGCCAUAUGUAAAGUGAAGAGUGUGGAUGUACGCUUCAAGUCCAUUGUCACAGCAUACAAGAACAUGCCCAACACCAACCAGGAGACCUUUAAGCAUGUCUUGAUCACUGAGGGCCACUAUGACUCCAUUAUUGUCUUCUACAAUCAAGUGUUCAUGCAGAAGCUGAAAACCAACAUCCUGCAGUACGCAUCUCCCAGGCCACCUACCCUCUCUCCAAUCCCACAAAUACCACGCAGCCCCUACAAAUUUCCUAAUUCGCCUCUGCGUGUGCCUGGCAGCAACAAUGUGUACAUUUCCCCUCUGAAAAGCCCAGGUAUCAUGACUCCUCGCUCCAGACUGCUGGUAUCGAUUGGUGAAUCUUUCGGGCCGUCCAAUCGGUUCCAGAAGAUCAAUCAGAUGGUCAAUAGCAGAGAUCACUCCCUUAAGCGGACUCUGGAUCUCAGCUCCGCUCCAAAGCCCCUGAAGAGGCUGCGGUUUGAUGUGGACGCACAAGACGAAGCUGAUGGCAGCAAAUCUGGUGGAGAUUCUACACUGAUACAGAAGCUUGCAGAGAUGAGCCACACUCGGAGUCGCAUGCAAGAACAGAAGAUGAAGGAGGACACAGAAUCAAAGGAGGAUUGACUCUAAAUCCUGCUGAGCUGACCUGCACUAUUCAUCACAACGUGAACACUACUUUUUGUUCACAUGAAACAAGUUUCUUUGUACAUUUUAGGUUGUAUUUAACUUUGUCUUUCAGGAGUAAUAUGUGAAUAUAGAGAAUGUUCUUUUUGUGUGUGUGUGUGUGUGUGUGUGUGCGUGUUUUCACUGAAUAAUGAUUGAUUCCACUGAAUCUGAUUUGAAUUUGAAGUAUGUUUGGUUUUAAUAGUGGUGUUAAUUGGAAGUUUUAAAAACUUUUUUUUUCCCGUUGUCUCAGUUGUCAACAGCAUUUUUGAUGAACUUUACUGUUUGUUUUUGUUUGUUUUUUUAUAAUUGGCCGAGACAGGUUUCGAUCGUGAUGCAACAAUUCAUCAGUAUUAAACCAUGAUUACUUUCCUGGAAACAGAGGAAAUGACAGCCUCAGAGGAAAAUCGGUGUCUUUCCAUGUGGCAGUUAUACAUUUUACGUGGUCUUUUCCUCAAGAAGACAAAUAACUUCUUGGGAAAGUUUAGUUUGUGCUCUAAAGUGAUAACUAUAAAAUAAUAAAAUAUCGCUUAAAGCUAAAUUAUACAUAAUUUGCUCCCAGCCAAAAUUUGUGUAGUUUCCAAAAAUUUGUUUACAAAUAACAUUUCUCUUUCUCUGGUGUAUAGUUUUAUAAUAAGUUGAGUUUUACUUUUGAGUGGUUAAAAAAUAUAUACAUCAAAUGCAAGAGAAGCCUCUUGUACUUCAGCUAAAGAAAAGUUAUUUUUCCUGUUUGUAAUCACUUUUUUUUUUAUGUAACUUGGCUAAUUUAAAUAUUUGCAAAUGGGAGAGGGAGGAUUCUUCAAAGGAAGGGGGAAAACUUAAGCAGCUUAAUAUGUGGACAUCACUCCAGGAAAGUACUGUAUACCUCCAUAAAAUAUUCCUUGACAUGUCAGUUUCCAGAGUUUUUAAACUAAAAUGUGUUUAUAUUGUACUUUAUUGAAGUGAUGCCAUUACAUGCAGGUAUUUUCUUCUUUACCAAUCAGUUGCCAUGACUAUAAUGUUGUUUUCCUGGAUAAGUACAUUAUGUUGUUUUCUGGCUACAUUUUAGUUUGUGUCUCCUCUUAAUACACUGACAGUAUUGUUAGAUUCCUGUGGCUCUGUUUUAAUUCCUUUCCAGCUUUUCAUGAAGGACACAUUUUAGAGAUUUGUUGAACAUCCUUUUGUGCCCUUGUUAACCUUCGAAGAAAACUAUAAUUUGAGUAUUUGUUAUAAAAAAAAAAAAGAAAUAUGACAAAACCGUGUGAAUUGUGCCGCAUUUGUCACUUCUUGUUCUGAAGCUUUAUUGUCCAGGAACUGUUUCCCAAAACCACGUCAAAGCUAUGAUGUUUGUAAAAUCCAUGUUC
Molecule: messenger RNA, 4490 nt
Organism: Monopterus albus (swamp eel)
Lineage: Eukaryota; Metazoa; Chordata; Actinopteri; Synbranchiformes; Synbranchidae
Gene: rb1
Product: retinoblastoma 1
Exons: 27
Coding region: 388-3108 (906 amino acids)
Biological process (GO): regulation of transcription by RNA polymerase II; cell morphogenesis involved in neuron differentiation; neuron projection development
Cellular component (GO): Rb-E2F complex; nucleus; chromatin
Molecular function (GO): RNA polymerase II transcription regulatory region sequence-specific DNA binding
Source: RefSeq, a predicted model, not a curated record